UUAGUUUUUUAAAUAUAAGAUUCAUAAAUUAUCAUCAUAAAGUUAUCACUACAUAUUACUAGUACAUUACAAAGGCCUCUCACCUUCCCUUCCUCUUUACUAAACCUCAUCGAAACCAAAAAGAUAAAAAUAAGCCCAACCUCUCAACCACCUAACAACCUAGUAUCUCUCUUUACCACAUUAAUACAAUUUCACUCCCUUAAUUUACAGUUCUUCUCUCUCUCUCUCUCAUGGCAAAAGCUUAAAAGAGAAGGAAAAAAAGCUGAGGACAUCCCCAAUCAUAGCACACAUGCAAAUUCACCACCAUCCACUUUUUCAUCUCUUCCCUCUUUCACCAUUCACCACCCACAAAACCUAAACUUUAAUCUAUCCAAAUCUCAUCCUCUCUUUCACUCUAUUCAUCCUUAACAUUAAUUCAAAAUAUCAAAAACAAACAAACCCCAAUCCCCCCAUUUUGUUCCUCCAAAAAAAAAACCCCAAAAUCACCCAUUUCUCAAUCCCCACAAUCUUCAACCAAAAAAACCCCCAAAAUCCUCCCUUUCUUCAAACCCAUUUCUCAUUUCCCCAAGAUCCCAAAAAAGAAAGAAGAAUCACUAGAAGAUCAAAGAUAGUAUUUUUUUUUCAAUCUCCCACCUUCAAUGUGGCGACCGUGGGGAAAAUCAACGUCUCGGAUUCACAGCUCCUCUUCAUCCUCAUUACCCUCUUCCCCAUUCUCUUGUUCUUCCUUCAAAGACAUUCAAACCCUUUGUCUCGAUGAACCACCUCAACAAUCCUUACCUUCUUCACCAACCCCAAAAUACCCUAUUUUCCAAAGAGUCCUACUCGCCAACUCGCUCCUCCGAACCUGGUCAAAUCAACUCCACCAACAACCACACAGAUUACCCAGAACCCGCUCUCACCCAGAACCAAGCUCCGAACCAAAACCAUCACCAUCAACACCAGAACCAGAUCAAGAACCAGAACAAGAACCAUCACGCAAUGAAUCCACCCACGCGCCACCGCUACUCUCUCCAACUCCAUCACUCCCGCCACCGAUUUACUUUCCGGGAACAGAACAGCGCGUGGUCAUCUACUUCACAAGCCUGCGCGUGGUGAGACCCAUCUUCGAAGACUGCAAAAGCGCACUCGCGAUCCUUCGUGCCUUCCGCGUUAACCUCGACGAACGCGAUGUGACCAUGGAUUCCUCCUUUUUGACCGAACUGAACCGGAUAAUGGGUCGAACCGGUUUAAAACUGCCACGUGUAUUCAUCAACGGAAGAUACGUUGGUGGAGGCGAAGAGAUUAGAACAAUGCACGAGAUUGGCGAGCUCAAGAAGUUACUCGAAGACUUGCCCGUAGUGGAUCCAACUGAAUGCCACGUGUGCGGGGGUCACAGGUUCGUUCUGUGCAACGUGUGUAACGGUAGCAAGAAGGUGUAUACAGAUAAAGCUGGGUUUAAAAUUUGUAUUGUUUGCAAUGAAAAUGGUCUUCUUAGGUGCCCUCCUUGUUUUUCUUUUGAUUUAAUUAACAAUGAAAAAAUUGAAUGAGAAUUUUUUUUUUAAUUUUUUUUCAUUGAUUAGGUUAAUUUAGUUUUAGUGUUUGAUGUAUAGGUCUAACAAUGUAUGAUAUUUUGAGUGUGUUUCUAUCUCACUCUGAAAAUGGUUAAUAUUUUUAAGACCAUAUGUUAGAUAAUUUGUUUUGUUUUUAUUAAAUUUUAACAUUUUUGCUUGUAAUUUUAUUAAUAUUUUUUGGAUUC
Lathyrus oleraceus (garden pea) is the source of this 1735-nucleotide messenger RNA. RefSeq lists its product as uncharacterized. The record is from RefSeq and is a predicted model, not a curated record. The transcript has a single exon. The coding region runs from base 639 to 1526 and encodes 295 amino acids. Lineage: Eukaryota; Viridiplantae; Streptophyta; Magnoliopsida; Fabales; Fabaceae.